GUUGGAACCUGAACUGAGAAGAGCACCUUACAAUCGAUAAAACUCCCAUGAUUUUACAUCCUAACUGAACCAUGCAGACUUUCCAAACACUUAGGAGCCGAUGGAAAAUGCAACAUCCCCUCUUUGACGUUUAGAGAAGCGAUCCCGUUUCUGUGAUCCGCAGUUGCUCUCUUUUACUGAAUGAUCACAUUGACUGAAUCAACUGUUUCUACUCUGUUUAGACAAAUCUCAAAGCCAUGAUAUGUUGUUCAUUGCAGUUUUGCUUAAUUGAUUAUCGAACAUCAGCUCUUUCAAUCGGUCAGAAUUCAUUUAAUGUUACCGAAAUUAUGCGGCUGUAAAGGCAUUCGUGUGUGUGGUUUAUGUUCCUCCGCGAACGCUGUGUUUCUAGACGAGAAAGAUGGUCUGUGCUUCAACUUAUGCUGCAUAUGUCGCCUAGCUUACCACCAUGCUCACCAAUGCGGUCUUUCAAAGAAUGAAAACGAAUUUCUCUUUACAAACGUGGAUGUUAUGCUCGAUUUCGUUUCCGAAUCCGAAGAGUCACUGCUCAUUGAUUCGCUGGAUAAGGACCCUUGGAGUUUAUCACAGUCUGGACGCCGAAAACAGGACUAUGGCCCUAAAGUCAAUUUUAAGCGUCGGCGUAUUUCUUAUGACGGAUUUUCAGGUCUGCCGUCGUAUAGCUGUUUUCUGGUCAAUCGGAUUAACAAAACCAUCAGUUGCAAUCCCCAGAUGGGCCAAAUAUCUUUCCAGCCCGUUGAGCUAUGUAAUUUGGAAUACUGCCCGGAUCGGACAUCUUGCAUCGUCCCACACUUGGAUGACGUAUGGCUCUGGGGAAGUCGAUUGAUCACAUUGAACUUGUGCUCCGAUACUGUCUUGACAUUUACACUUCCUGACUCCUCAGACUCACCUGAAGUGUUGAGUGAAAUAGAGCGAAUUCGCGGAUCACUUUCCGAAUCUUACGCUUGCAAGAUUUCGGAUAACCUGGCUGUUCGUGUUCCCUUGCCAAAACGCAGCUUGGUCAUCGUGGACGGCCCGGCAAGAUAUGUAUGGUUUCAUUCAAUUCGCCCCUCCGAUAUUCGAUCUAGGCGCAUCGCCAUGACUUUCAGGGAGUUAAGUGAACUGUUUCUCCCACCUGUAUCCGGAAUGGUACUGAACGCUGACCAACAGAUAGGUAAACAUUUGUUAGAAAUUGCUGCCUCCUACAAAGGUGUGCCGCGUUCUGUAAGCUAACGAACAUUUUCUACGAUUAAACUUUACUUCAACUUCCUGUACCUUGUAAGUCAAUAUAUUUGUGA
Messenger RNA from Dicrocoelium dendriticum, 1292 nucleotides. The record is from the annotation of a GenBank genome assembly. Lineage: Eukaryota; Metazoa; Platyhelminthes; Trematoda; Plagiorchiida; Dicrocoeliidae.